This is a messenger RNA of Chroicocephalus ridibundus (black-headed gull), 1478 nucleotides long. RefSeq names its product RNA guanine-7 methyltransferase activating subunit (gene RAMAC). Gene Ontology annotation, molecular function: RNA binding. Bases 148 to 495 code for a protein of 115 amino acids. The record is from RefSeq and is a predicted model, not a curated record. The transcript has 3 exons. Lineage: Eukaryota; Metazoa; Chordata; Aves; Charadriiformes; Laridae. Gene Ontology annotation, biological process: RNA 5'-cap (guanine-N7)-methylation. Gene Ontology annotation, cellular component: mRNA capping enzyme complex.
CCUCAGCGCGCCCGUGGCGCGCUGAGGGGACGCCGGCCUGAGGCGGCACCGCCCCGGCGGCGGCGAAGGGGAAGCGGCGGGGCCCGGCCCGGAAGAGGAGGGCUUUCCGCGGCGGUUCGGCGGCGGCUGGCGGAGCAGGUUUUCAGAAUGACUUCCUUGGUUGACAUGCCCCUGAAUUAUGAAAAGAUGUUUGCUCAUCGAUUCACAUCAGAUGAUGAAGAAUACCAAGAAUAUCUGAAACGUCCUGCUGAUCCCCCUCCUAUAGUUGAAGAAUGGAGAAACAGAUCUGGUGGCAACCAGAGAAACAGAGAUCGGUUUCAAGAUGGCAGAUAUUUUAGAGGGGACAGAUACAACUGGCAAGGUGACUACAGAUCUAAUCAGAGGCCAGAAAGAAGUUGGGGCAAUAACUACCAGCAGCACAGACAAGGACAAUCGUACUCCUCCCACUACGGCUACAACUCCUACAACCCAGGGCCCCGUUACCAUCCCUACUGAUGAUGCGUGUGGUUUGAAAGUCCAGUAAUGCUGUGUAACAAAUUCAGUUAGACUUCAGUUUUCUUAUUCCACUGUUUUAUAGAUAUCUGGAGAAUCAGUAUUACAGUCCAUUGCUGUUUAUCUGUAGUAUGAAUUGAAAAAGGGAAUACCUUUUAUGAAUAAUGAAAGCAUAUUAUACAGAGUUUGUUUAGAGUCUGUAGAUCUUAGAUUAAAUUUCUUUCUCGUUCUUUUGCCUGAAUACAUAACUGUAAAUCUUAGAUUAAAUUUCUUUCUCAUUCUUUUGUCUGAAUAUAUACUAGUAUACUUUUUCCAUCACUGAAAUUUGUCUCUUACAUUUUAGGAAACACACCAGGUCAGGGGAAACCAGCUGCGGUUUGUGUGCAGCCUGUAACAGUGGCACAUCGCCCUAAGAUAGUUCUUUUUGAAAGCGACAUACUGUGUCUUUCUCUGGAGAAAAUUUCUUAGUUUGGCUUUUGAUGGUGAUAGAAGCUCAGUUUUGUUUGAAUUUCAGAUGCAUUAAACCUGGGAAGAGAGAUGCUAAUAUAGAAAUAUUUUAUGGCAUCAGCAAUAGUGUCUGUUGACUCAAUGACUUCAAUUUAUUUGCAGUGUUCCUCUUAAAACAUAGUGUAAAAGUUGGAAUAAAAAUUAAGUAGUUUAAAUAUGUAUCUUAUUGUAGUAGUUUUACCUGAGAAGUGAUACCAGACGUAGAUUAAUUUGUAUAAUCUUAAAAUAAAUUUGGUAUGUGCAUAACAACUUCUGAAAUUCCCAUUUCAGUAAAGCUGUAAAAUUAAUAAUUGCAAUUAGUUUGUAAUAAAUACUUUGUGCAUGUUAUAGAAGAAAGAAACCGUAAUAAGUACUGUUCUGCAUACUUUUUCUGCAUGAGAAAAAUAGCAUAAGCAGCGCAGAGUGUUAUUCAGUUCUUAGAAUUUAAGUUUUGUGGGUUUUUUAAGUCUUCACACAAUAAAAUUAUAGUUCAAGUGUAA